CCUCUCUUAUGUACUUCUCCCCAACGAAUCUACUUCUUCUUCUUCUUCCUCCUCUAUCAUCUUUCUUCCUUUAUUAAACAACCAUAUACCCCAAAACUUCUUUCCCAUUUCAUAUCAAGCUAUCCUACGAAUUUCACGAUAUCGACGACGUAAUGGCUACUACCAUCGAGCUUGAGACCCCGUCCAACGGCAAGUACCAGCAGCCAACUGGACUCUUCAUCAACAAUGAGUUCAUCGAGGGCGUAGACAAGAAGUCCUUCGAGGUCAUCAACCCCGCCACCGAGAAGGUCAUCUGCUCCGUCGCCGAGGCCACCGAGAAGGAUGUCGACGCCGCCGUUGCCGCUGCCAGGAAGGCCUUCGAGGGCGAGUGGAGACAGGUCACACCCGAGGCCCGUGGCAAGCUGCUCGUCAAGCUGUCCGAGCUGAUGGAGGCGAACCUCGACCAGCUGGCUGCCAUCGAGUCGCUCGACAACGGAAAGGCCAUCUCCAUGGCCAAGGGUGAUGUGGCCGCUGCGGCCGGCUGCUUGAGGUACUACGGCGGCUGGUCCGACAAGAUCGAGGGCAAGACCAUCGACACCAACACAGAGACCUUCACAUACACAAGACAGGAGCCAAUCGGUGUCUGUGGACAAAUCAUCCCAUGGAACUUCCCACUUCUCAUGUGGUCGUGGAAGAUCGGCCCAGCCAUUGCCACCGGUAACACCGUCGUCCUCAAGACCGCCGAGCAGACCCCUCUCUCUGCCCUGUUCGCCGCCAAGCUGAUCAAGGAGGCUGGUUUCCCUCCCGGAGUCAUCAACAUCAUCUCCGGUUUCGGCAAGACCGCCGGUGCCGCCCUCUCCUCGCACAUGGAUGUCGACAAGGUCGCCUUCACCGGCUCCACCCUCGUCGGUCGCCAGAUCCUCAAGGCCGCAGCCGACUCCAACCUCAAGAAGGUGACCCUCGAGCUGGGCGGCAAGUCGCCCAACAUCGUCUUCGACGACGCCGACAUCGACAACGCCAUCUCUUGGGUCAACUUCGGUAUCUUCUUCAACCACGGCCAGUGCUGCUGCGCCGGCUCCCGCAUCUACGUCCAGGAGGGCAUCUACGACAAGUUCAUCGCCCGCUUCAAGGCGCGCGCCGAGGCUAACAAGGUCGGUGACCCAUUCAACCCCGAGACCUUCCAGGGACCCCAGGUCUCGCAGCUGCAAUUCGACCGCAUCAUGGGAUACAUCGAUGAGGGCAAGAAGGCCGGCGCGACCGUCACCACCGGUGGUGGCCGCCACGGCGAUGUCGGAUACUUCAUCCAGCCGACCAUCUUCUCGGACGUCACUGAGGACAUGAAGAUCGUCCAGGAGGAGAUCUUCGGCCCCGUGUGCACCAUCUCCAAGUUCAAGACCGAGGAGGAGGCCAUCGCUAAUAGCAACGGCUCGAACUACGGCCUCGCGUCCGCCGUGCACACCACCAACCUCAACACGGCGCUGCGAGUCGCGAACUCCAUCCGCGCCGGAACCGUGUGGGUGAACUCGUACAACAUGAUUCACCACCAGGCGCCGUUUGGAGGGUACAAGGAGUCGGGGAUGGGACGCGAGCUGGGCGAGGCGGCGCUGGCGAACUAUACGCAGACGAAGACGGUGUCGAUUCGUCUUGGGGAUGCCCUGUUCGGUUAAGUGUGUUUGGGAUGGGAUGGGACAGUAUGGGAUGGGACAGUAUGAGAUGGGGGAUUAAAUGAGUACGAUAGCUUACGGAUUGUAGUAGCCGGGCAAAUUGAAUCGAUGACUUUUUAUGAGACUACGAGUUUUUGUGGGUGACUGAGUGUUGUUGUGAUAAGUGUAAGGUUCUCACAAGUGCCGCCGAUCCUUUGGGAUUCCUUUGGGAUUCAGGGGUUGUUAAUACUACAUAAAAAUACUAGCGAAGUAUGGGCGAG
Pseudogymnoascus destructans is the source of this 1903-nucleotide messenger RNA. RefSeq names its product aldehyde dehydrogenase (NAD(P)(+)) ald5 (gene ALD5). Gene Ontology annotation, molecular function: aldehyde dehydrogenase (NAD+) activity. The record is from RefSeq and is a predicted model, not a curated record. The transcript has 3 exons. Bases 153 to 1646 code for a protein of 497 amino acids. NCBI's taxonomy places the organism in Eukaryota, Fungi, Ascomycota, Leotiomycetes, Thelebolales, Thelebolaceae.